Messenger RNA from Lobosporangium transversale, 1656 nucleotides. Its product is annotated as putative phosphatase regulatory subunit-domain-containing protein. Gene Ontology annotation, molecular function: glycogen binding; protein phosphatase 1 binding. NCBI's taxonomy places the organism in Eukaryota, Fungi, Mortierellomycota, Mortierellomycetes, Mortierellales, Mortierellaceae. Gene Ontology annotation, cellular component: protein phosphatase type 1 complex. Bases 1 to 1656 code for a protein of 551 amino acids. Gene Ontology annotation, biological process: regulation of glycogen biosynthetic process. The record is from RefSeq and is a predicted model, not a curated record. The transcript has a single exon.
AUGUCUCUCUCAUCCUCUCCUACACAACCCAUCGUCCUUGCCAGCCCCGACCGGGUUGUUUUCAGGACCUUGCCUCAUCCUCUCGCUGCCACCAACAAGAGAGUGACCCUCUCUUUGAGACGAACAACCUCUGUACCUUCUGGUCAGCGCCUCUUUACUUAUGCUUCUGAAGACAGCCUUGCAGUGUCUGAGCCUGGAUCAGCACCACUCAAUGCUCAAAGCCCAAAUAUACCUCGACUUGAUUCAACUUCGUUCCAGUCUUCUAAUGCUAUCAGAGAUUCCAAUACCUCUCCAACUACCCCUGUCCCCUCUCCCGCCACUAUCAUCACUAAGAAUAGCGAUGACCAUCCAGCACCAAAAAUCAGCACCACCCCCCCUACCCCAACCUCUCCCACUCACAAGCAGGCUGUUCCUUUGCUUAAAAGCGGACUUCCCAUCAAGUCUGCUUUGAAGAGUUCUGUCGUGGCAGAUUCAAACAACAAUAGUUUAGCGAGACCCUCGCCUAUUCGCUUCCAUUCCACACCUAAUAUGUCUAGUCCAAAGUUCGUGCAUUUUAACACCCAGCUCGAACAUGUUCGUCUGUUCUUGCAAGGCGAAACACCCUCCUGCAUUGCUGACCGCGAGACUAUCAUUGAUGCUGGUCAAGAGGAACAGUCUACCAGCGAUAUUAAGCUUACCUUGACUAACUGGAGUCCUGUUGCUAAGGGUGCCUUCAAACCUGGCAAUAUUGAUGCUGGUGCCACUCCUCUAUGUGUUGAAAAUGUGGAGCUCUCUGAGGACCAAUCAGAACUCGUUGGCACCAUCCUAAUUCAAAACAUUGCUUUCCACAAGCAUGUUUCUGUACGUUACACGGCUGACUUUUGGCAGACUCAAUCAGAAGUCAAUGCAGAAUACAAGGAGUCCAUUCCUGGUGUAGCUGUUGACCGGUUUACAUUCAAAAUUGCCCUGGCUAUGGAGAAAUCCAUAGUGGAGAAGACCUUCUGCUUUGCAGUACGGUACCAAGUAAUUGGUCGGGAAUUUUGGGACAGUAACAAUGGAAUGAACUAUCAAGUUGAAUGCAAGCGCGUCGUCGUGACCGCACCCAAGCCCACAUCAUCUGAUCUCUCCAAGCAGAUGAAUAGCAUCCUCCUGGCUUCACAAAUCUCUGAUUAUAACAAGCCGGUUCUCAAGAAAAAGACAAAUAACCGCUACGAUUUGUCUACUUCGCUCUCUGCGGCCUAUAGCCAGCCUAUUAGCAUUCCCUCGCGUUAUACCUCCUCUAAAAUGGAUAUUCCCAACGUCAGCCAAACUGCCUAUCGACCGAGCGAAUACAUCGCUCCAAUCCAGUCACCUCCCGGAUAUCAGCAUUCACUUUAUGCAUCUUCGCCAAAGUUCGUGAACCCUUAUUUGGCGGCUGCUUCUCCUCCAGAGCAUUUCCACAUCGAAUUUGAUCAACCUGUUGUUUCCAAGAAGAACGGUUACAACUCGUGGUCCAGCCGAGAGAAUGAUUCGUCUGUUUCGAUUAAAUCUAUUCAAUCCGAAGCUGACCGACCUCAAGUUGGAUCAUCAAGCUAUGUUGAUCUUGUCGAUCGCUACUGCUUUUAUGAGUCGAGCCCUCAUUCAAAUUUCUACACCGGCUACUCAACCUCUCCUUCAACCCCAUUCAUCCGUGGCUAG